Molecule: messenger RNA, 848 nt
Organism: Leptopilina heterotoma
Lineage: Eukaryota; Metazoa; Arthropoda; Insecta; Hymenoptera; Figitidae
Gene: MED11
Product: mediator of RNA polymerase II transcription subunit 11
Exons: 3
Coding region: 155-577 (140 amino acids)
Biological process (GO): regulation of transcription by RNA polymerase II
Cellular component (GO): mediator complex
Molecular function (GO): transcription coregulator activity
Source: RefSeq, a predicted model, not a curated record
GUUGUUUUUGUGUGAGGGCAUUGUCAUUGUCGCAUAGAACUGUCAAAAACGAUUGUUGAAUUAACAGUUUUUAUAUAAAACCACAGUACUUUAUUCAACAAAUUAUUCGAAAACUGUUUAUUGACCUGAUUUACUAAACAAAAACACUUCAAAAAUGACACCGCCAAUGGAGAGAAUUCAAAUUCUUGAAUCAAUUGAAAAGGAUAUAAUUGCAUGUUUGCAAAAUGCCGGUCAAGCUUUUAUGGAACUCAGUAAAGAGAAGUCUAGCUUGAAACAUGCUGAAAGCCACACUCAUAGUUUCUUGAAAUCUUUGAGUGCUGUGGAGUCUAAAUUGAGUGAGCAAAUCAAUUAUCUCACUCAAGUAUCAACAGGUCAACCUCACGAGGGUUCUGGUUAUGCGAGUCAAAAAGUAUUGCAAAUGGCUUGGCACAGACUUGAGCACGUUCGAAGUCGUGUAAAUGAACUCGAAAGAAUGCGAAAUAAGCAUAAUCAAGGAAGAUCAUCAAUGAGAACUAAUCAAACUCAAAUGAUGCCAGCAAAUUCGAUGCAACAACCUCCAAUAAAUGCUGCUUCGUAGUGUCAAACUUCAUCAACUCACUUUACAGACUCGAUUUUCGAGAAUAAUACAAAUUUUUCUCAAGUGCAAUGGUCAACAAAUCAUCCGCAAUCAUUGAUUUCAAAUCAAGAAUUUCAACAAGUAUGUAUGGAGACAUCAAAUAUUGAUAUGGAAUUUUAAAUUUUAGGCUAUUAAAAAUAUAAUUCACAACAAAAAGAAAAGAUAAUUACUUACUAAACUUAUAAAAAAAGGGACUGUAAUGAAUUAAAAAUAACAAUGAUUAUUAAUCAAA